Messenger RNA from Geodia barretti, 1554 nucleotides. The record is from the annotation of a GenBank genome assembly. NCBI's taxonomy places the organism in Eukaryota, Metazoa, Porifera, Demospongiae, Tetractinellida, Geodiidae.
AUGAGCAGCACAGCGCAACCUGACGCCAUCGCGGUGAUCGAUUUCGGCUCCCAAUAUACGCACUUGAUUGCGAGGCGCGUCCGGGAACUGGAAGUAUAUUCGGAGAUCAUACCGGCCACGGCCGGCCGCGAAAGGAUUGCGCACCUCAACGCCAGGGGUAUCAUCCUGUCCGGCGGCCCGGCGAGCGUGUACGACGCGGGCGCCCCGGCCAUUGCCGAUUGGGUAUUGCAAUCCAAUAUUCCCGUGCUGGGGAUCUGCUAUGGCAUGCAGGCCAUGGUCCACCAAUUGGGCGGGACGGUCACCCCCGGCGACGCGCGCGAGUACGGGCACGCCGACCUGCGCGUAGCUGAAUCAUCCAGCCGGCUCCUGGCAGGGGUCGGCGCCUCGGCUCCGGUAUGGAUGAGCCACGGCGACCGAGUAGAACGGCUGCCCGAGGGAAUGGCGACGCUGGCACGUACUGACAACAGCGAUUGCGCCGCAGUGUCCGAUGGACAGCAAUGGUUCGGGCUGCAGUUUCACCCUGAGGUACAGCACACUCCAGACGGGAUGACCAUUCUGCGUAACUUCGUUCGGGAGAUUUGCGGGUGCUCGGGCUCGUGGACAGCCGGCAACUUUGUGGCGGACACGGUGGCAAGGGUGAAGGAGCAGGUGGGGAGCGACCGGGUAAUCUGCGGGCUCAGCGGAGGCGUGGACUCUUCGGUGGCGGCGGCGCUGCUGCACCAGGCGGUCGGGUCACAGUUGACCUGCAUUUUCGUAAACAACGGCCUGCUCCGACACGGAGAGGCCGAAGAGGUGCAGGAAACCUUCAACGAGAACAUGGGCAUGGAUCUGCGCUACAUUGACGCGUCCGACCGUUUCCUCGACGGCUUGCGCGGGGUUACGGACCCGGAAACGAAACGCAAGACCAUCGGCAACGAAUUCAUCCGGGUGUUCGAGGACGCGGCGGCCGAGAUCGAAAACGUGCGUUGGCUGGCCCAGGGCACGCUGUAUCCCGAUGUGAUUGAGAGCGAGACUCCGGAGAACCGGGCGUCGGCUCGCAUCAAGUCGCACCACAACGUGGGCGGCCUUCCGGAGCGGAUGAAUUUCAGCCUGGUCGAGCCGCUGCGCUACUUGUUCAAGGACGAGGUACGCGCGGUGGGUUUGGAGCUGGGCCUGCCGGAGGAGAUCAUUUACCGGCAACCGUUCCCGGGUCCCGGGCUGGCGAUACGGAUCAUCGGCGAGGUCACCCCGGAGCGGGUCGAGUUGCUGCGCGAUUGUGAUCGCAUCGUGCUGGAGGAGAUCCACGACGCGGGUCUGUACCGGGACAUCUGGCAAAGUUUCGCGGUGCUCACCGACAACCGCACCGUUGGAGUGAUGGGUGACUACCGCACCUACGGUUACGCUUGCGCAAUCCGCGCGGUCAACUCGGAAGACGCGAUGACGGCGGACUGGGUCAGGCUGCCAUACGACGUGCUGGCUCGGGUCAGCAACCGAAUUGUGAACGAGGUCGAUGGCGUGAACCGCGUGGUGUAUGACAUCACCAGCAAACCCCCCGGAACCAUCGAGUGGGAGUGA